Linum trigynum is the source of this 4418-nucleotide messenger RNA. The record is from the annotation of a GenBank genome assembly. Lineage: Eukaryota; Viridiplantae; Streptophyta; Magnoliopsida; Malpighiales; Linaceae.
ACAGUAAUUUUUGGGUUAAUGCAAAAUUAUUUUGACACCUUCUAUUUUUUAAGUAAAAAGUUAUACAACCAAAUAUGGUAUGGAGGGAACACAAGUUAGGUGUAGCGCCAAAUUUACUGCAAGAGGAAAGAAGAUCUAGCUUGGUGGACCUCUUUUAUCAAAAUAAAAGCUUGGUGGACCUCAUAAUUAAUGUAGUCAAAUUAUGUGCGUGAAUGCUAGGAUAUCCCACCGUAGGAUAAUAAACCCUUUAGACUAACUUCAACCCGUACCAAAUAGUCAAAUAUGGCUUUUUAGCUCCCCAAAUCCCAUUUUCACUCCAACCCUACACAAAGCUAAAUUUCGCUUCUCAUCUUCCUUUUUUUAAUUUAUUACAAUAAACCAUAGUUAUUUGACCUCUAAUUUUUAUAUUUCACUUUAAUUAUUCUAUAGUUAGUUAUUACUUUUGAAAAAAAAUCGAUGUAAUUUUUUUUAAAUUCCGAGACAAAAUAUUUCAGAAAAUUAGUCAUUAUUUUGUUACCGUUAACUUCGUGACCAAUGAGAAAAUACCAAUUAAACAUACAACAAUUCAUAUCUUCUUUCAAACAAUUAAACAAACAACAUACACAAUCAACCAAUGACAAAAUACCACACAAAAAAAAGGGAAAACAACACAAUCAACCAAUGAGAAAAUUCCACAGAAACAAAUAAAAAAUAAAAAAUAAAGGAGUACCCGCCGCGGGUCCACCAUUUUCUCUAGCCAAAUUUGGCUUUACCACUCUUUUGGGAGCUAAAUUUGGCUCCCAAUUCACCAAUACCCAUUUUUAGCUCCCCAAAAUAAUGUGGGUUGGAGCACCAAAAAAGAGCUAAAAAUGGGUAAAUGGCUUUUUAGCUGUAGGGUUGGAGUCAGUCUUAGCAUUUACAUUUAUGAAGGUUGGCACCAUUUACCAUAUUAUCGUUCACUACUAUGCAAGCACCACUAUUUAUUGUCCACUAGUCCUCAACACCAACGCCUCAUUACUAUUCCAUUAGCUAAACUUGAUCCUGAAACAUGGCAACACAACUACUUCUAACCUUCCUUUCCUUGGUCACGAUCUUCCUAUGCCACUGGCUGCUCAGAAACAAGCACUCACCGGUCUACCAAUGGCCAUUCCUCGGGAUGCUCCCUGGCCUCCUCUUCAGCUUCUACAACUCCACACUCCACGACUUGUAUACCCGAGCCUUGAGGCGAACCGGGGGAACGUUCCUUCUCAAGGGACCCAGUUUCGUCAACGCCAACUACCUGGUCACUUGCAAUCCCGCCAACAUCAACCACAUCUUCAACAAGAACGCCGCCAACUACGACAAGGGUCGGGACUUCAAGAUCAUAAUGGAGGCUCUGGGCGACGGGAUCUUUAAUGUCGACGGCGAGUCGUGGAAGUUCCAGAGGAAGCUCCUCCAUUCCUUGCUGAACAACCCCGAGUUCGAGUGUCACGCCAUGCAAAUCCUCACUGAGAAGAUGAGGAGCACUCUUCUGCCGAUCCUCGACAGAGCCGAGGUGGUGGACCUACAGGACGUGUUUAAGAGGUUCAUGUUUGACAACAUGUGCCUAUUGGUCUUGGGAUUCGACCCCCAAUACCUCCCCGUUGAGUACGAGGGCGGCAGGCUCCCUGAGAAUGAGUGUGGCGAAGCAUUCGAUGAGCUGGAGGACGUGGCAACAUACCGGCACAUGGUUCCCAUAUGCAUGUGGAGGCUUCAAAACCGGCUCCGUAUUGGAAUGGAGUGGAAGUUCAUUCGAGGUAGUAGAACGAUUGAUCAGUUCUUAUAUGGUCGCAUCAAGAUGAAGAAGCAAGAAUUUGCAACGAAACACUACGUCGGCAAUGAUGAGCAGCCGAAAAACAAGACGGAUUUGCUGACACAAUUUUUGGUCAUGAAAGAUGAGGAUGGCAGUUGUGACGGGAAGAUCAUUGAUAAAACAUCCGACAAGUUCCUGAGGGACAAUAUGUUCACCUUACUUGUAGCUGGAAGGGAUACCAUCUCUGCGGGUCUUACAUGGUUGAUAUGGUGUGUGGCGAACCACCCCACUGUCGAAAAAAGGAUUCUAGAAGAGCUGAGACAAGUAAUUGCAGCGCGACCACCAGAGCAAGUUAACGGGGACGAAGGAGGGUUUCUGAGAAGUAACGAGGUGAAUAAACUUGUGUAUCUCCAUGCAACUGUUUGCGAGACACUAAGGUUGUAUCCACCAGUGCCAUACGAGCACAAGUGCGCUGUGGAGUCGGAUGUCCUUCCAAGCGGACACACGGUUUGUAAAGAAGAGAGGAUAUUGUUCUACAUAUACGCCAUAGCUAGGAUGGAAGAUGUAUGGGGAAAGGAUUGCAUGGAGUUCAAACCGGAGAGGUGGAUUUCGGAGAGAGGGACAAUACUGCAUGUCCCAUCUUACAAGUUCAUGACCUUCUUGGCUGGGGCAAGAACCUGUUUGGGCAAGACCAUGUCUUUCAUGCAAAUCAAAUCCAUGGCCAGUGCUCUCCUGUGGAAGUACAAGUUUGAACUCACUGAUAAUAAUCCCUCCGCUAGGACGACGGUUGGGAUGGUAUUGUAUAUGAAAGAUGGGCUAAAGGCAAGAGUCUCCAGGAGAGAUCACUGAUAAUUAUAUUGCUGAUUUCCUAUUAAUUUAUGAUGGUCUGUUGUGGUCGAGUAAAAGUUACUAUUUCGUUAGUCUUUACUAUGUCUGGCUAAGGUUUCGUUAGUGAUGUGAAGUUUUCUUUCAUGUUAUUGUUUGUUAUCAGUGCAUGCUAUCUAUUUCGAUAAGUACUGUUGUUGUACUCUUUGACCGUUUAUGAAAUAUAGCGUGGAUAUUAAUAAAUAAAAAUUCAUGUGUUCUAAGAGUGAAAAAUCAUCUCCCACUUACACAUAUAAAGUAUUUCUUUCUUUGAUGAAUGCGGUAAUAUAAUUCAUAAAAAAUUGGAGUGUCCAAAAGUAGUGGACUAACUCCUAUAACGGACAAAGAAAGGUGGCAGUGGAAGACCUAGCUCACAACGGUUACAAUGGAUUCAACUCAUGGUGGCAGAAUAGCAUAAGCUUACCGCUAUUGUCAAAUAACUUUGUAAAUUCUAUAAUACUUGUACUGACUUUGAUGGUAAUCUUGUAAGCACUGCUACUUUUAUCUCCGAAGAAACUUGCAUUUAUUUUAAACCAAGUAUUCCAAAAUGUAAUCAAUGGGAGAAGUCGAAUGACUUCUCUGAAGCAACAAACCCUGACAAUGAAAUCUCACUCCAUGCAUAGGUUCUUACAAAGUCGCGGUCUCGACGCAUAGUAAUUGUAGUCGAAAGUAGAAGUAAUUCCAAACCUGGUUUGUAGAACAGCAAUGUAGGAGCAACUGAGCAAGUGAGCAGCAGACUCAGCUGGUGCAAAUUAAAGCAGGUAGAACUAGGGGUGGCUAUCCGGUCCGGUCCGGUUAAAUUAGACCAAAUUGAUCCGGUCCCGGUCCGGUCUUUUUGGGAAUAUAAAGACCAAAGAUUAGAUUGGAUACAGUCUGGUCUUGACCCGGUCCGGUCCCAAUUUUAUCUUGAUUUUAGGUGUUGGGGGUCUCUUAUCUGGUCUUUAUCCGAGUUUUUUUACCUCAAAUCUAAGCCCGAAGAUGAGAUUGGAUUGUUUGCUAUCCGGUCCCAGUCCGGUCCCAGUCCGGAUUAUACGGUCCGGUUUCGGGUAAAACCAAACAGACCGAACUAAAUAGUCAGUCCUAGUCCUAGAUAGAACAAUGGUUAUGGAGGGUCCAUCCUCGAACAAUCAGGUGGUCAAAGUAAGUAUUUUUCCUUGAAAUUAAAGACUAGUUAAUUAAAAGCUGAAAUCUUAAUGGGAGCUCCUGUCUACCAGAUCAUCUUUUCAUGGAAACAUUUGCCAAGAUCAGGGGUGGGAGUAGGUAUUGUUAAAUGUUAACCGUGAAUUUCUUUUCUGGAAGGAGACAUAGGAUAGAGUUUGAUGCAGCUUGCACCCAAACUGGCAAUGAAAGCUUAAAUUUUAUUAUUUCUAAUUGUCACGUCCAAACGAUACUCUUGUCACAUAAGUAUGCUUUUGUGACAACUUAAACAAGUGACAGUGUGAAAUAUAUUUGAUGUAUGUACAAACUCAUAGAAACAUUUAGAAUUUGUUACGGGAGAAGGUUGUCACUAUUGAUUGCGUCUUAGUGAUGAGAAAACCGAUUACAAGCAUAGGAUAUACAUGCUAAAAAUUGUAUGAAUAUUCUUAAAAGAAAUUAUUGUAUGAAUCUUUGGGUAAUUAGUGUAAACGAUCAAAAAUCCAUGCACUUAGUACAAAACAGUCACAAAAUUUUUAUUUGCACGUUUUAAUAAGAUAUUAUUGAGUGAACAAUAAAGCGGUCUUUCCAUCCAUCUCUAUCUCAAAAUCUGUUGAUUUAAUUGUAUACCGUCACGCCAAAAAAAUAUUAAUAAAAAAUUCAAUAAACC